Solanum lycopersicum (tomato) is the source of this 1131-nucleotide messenger RNA. RefSeq lists its product as uncharacterized. Gene Ontology annotation, biological process: rRNA 5'-end processing. Lineage: Eukaryota; Viridiplantae; Streptophyta; Magnoliopsida; Solanales; Solanaceae. The record is from RefSeq and is a predicted model, not a curated record.
CCGACCCGUUUUCCAACGAGACCAGACCCACCAGAAAACAACCCAGCGCUCAUUUUCACUUCUCCAUCACAACCUAACACCGCCGCCGCCGCCGCCACCACCGGAGUACCCACACAACACCUACUUCUCCAAUUAUCCAGCAAACGAGCCUACUGAAACCUCUUUCUCCGGCGAGCUUUUGGCUCCAUUGAACCGUCAACAACAACAACAAAGCCACGAGCUCCGGUGAGCAACCAAACAGUCCCCAGUGAACUCGUGAGAAACAACCGGCAAAGCCCAGCUGCGGCGACGUCGUCUCAGGUGAACCUCCGAGCUCCGACGGACUCGUGAUCCAACCACCAACGUCGAAAAUAGACGACCUGGAAGCUCCAAACUUCAGCAACACGGAGAAUGAGGUAUUUGAAGCCAUCCAACUUGUUUCAUGAAUUACUGAAGUCAAAUGCACUUGCAAGUAGCCGUAUUCUUGGGUUGGAUGUGGGUGAUAAGUACGUUGGUCUAGCUGUUUCGGACACAACAAAUAAAGUUGCAUCACCUCUCGCUGUUCUCCUCCGCAAGAAAACAAAUAUAGACUUGAUGGCCAAAGAUUUACAGGGUCUGGUUUCUGAACUUAACUUGGGGGCCUUUGUUUUCGGCUAUCCAUUUGAUAGACAAAAAACUAGUCGAGAUGCUGUGCAUGUGAAGUUAUUCAUUGACGACCUUUGUCGGACAGGGGAACUUAGAGGUGUAAACUACACCUUUAGGGAUGAAUGCUUCACAUCUAAGAAUGUGGAGUUCUUACUACAAGAUUUAAAGUUACACCCAACACAGUCGAAGACCAUGUCAGACAAAUUUGCAGCAGUUGGAAUACUUCAGGGAUUCCUCGACUUUGUUAACAGGAAACACGCCUGAGAAAUUUCUUCGAAAAAUGGACAUGCAUCUACUUCAUUAUAUGUUGUACAUAUAAUAAACAUUAAAACUAGGAGUAGCAUGUGUUGCUGUAGUUUGUUACUCUCUGUAUAAAUUUGUAACAGUGUAUUCGAAGACAAGACAGUAAUGUUAUGGAUUUGGGCUUCUUUGUUGGUCAGAUCUUGUGACAUCUUGACCACAUUUUCAUCUGCUUGAAGAAAUACGAAAACUUUUCUUUCUCAGCUA